Molecule: messenger RNA, 1309 nt
Organism: Capsicum annuum
Lineage: Eukaryota; Viridiplantae; Streptophyta; Magnoliopsida; Solanales; Solanaceae
Exons: 3
Molecular function (GO): zinc ion binding
Source: RefSeq, a predicted model, not a curated record
AUGGGCAGAGUGUUUGAGCAGCAGCAUGCAACCAUUGCCUUUGUAGCUGGAUUAACAGCUCCAAAGUUGGUGAACUACAAAAGAAUAAUCACCCCAAGCAACAUAAUUGAAGAUAUAAAAAGGAAACUUGGUUUGGACAUAGAUUAUAUGAAUGCGUGGAGGGCUAAAGAACGUGCUUUAAAGAUAUUGAGAGGGCUACCAACUGACGGAUAUAAGAAAUUGCCUGCCUACAUAUACAUAUUGAAUUUGAUUUAUCCCAAUUCAUAUAUAAGGAUGCAUAAGUCUCUAGAUAAUCAGUUCAUGUAUCUAUUCGUAGCACUACAACCUUUUAUUAGAGGAUUUAGUUAUUGUAGGCCUAUUGUGGUAGUAGACGGUAGUCACAUGAGAGGACCAUAUCAGGGAACAUUCAUUUCAGCUAGCACACUUGAUGGAGCAGGUCAAUUCAAGUGUGCUUUCGGUGAGCGGGAUAAUAUGUGUGUUGUCUCUGAUAGCCAUGAAAGCAUAAUCAAGGCGGUUAGUGUGGUCUAUCCAUGUAUACCACAUUUUGCUUGCAUUUGGCAUCUUUGGAAUAAUGUCUGCACAAACUAUAGAAAGAGCAAGGACAAGCUGACAAGAGAGUUCUUUGCCAUGGCUAAAGCGUACAAGUUGGAUGAUUUUGAUGAGCUUAUGUGUAAAGUGGGAAAGAUUGACAAUAGAGUUAAGGUAUAUUUGGAAAAUGUUGGAUUUGAAAAGUGGUCACGAGUUCAUGCUCCAAUAAAUAGGGGGAGGAUGAUGACUUCCAACAUUGCAGAAUGUAUCAACUCUCGUCUUGUUGAGGCUAGUGAACUGCCAAUUUUAGAAUUUCUUGAACAAGUCAGAAUCUUAUUUGGUGUGUGGAACCAAAAAAAUAGAGAUCCAUCUAGCUUUCUUUGUAGAAAAUUAUUGGGAGGUCGGUUUCAACAAAUUCUUCAAUUGAACGAGUCAAAGGCAUCACGUAUGAUGAUUAGGAAAUCAAGUAACUACAUAUACGGUGUGUAUGAAGAAGGAAGAAAAUACAUUGUCAGGUUGGACAAUAGAACUUGCAACUGUGGUAGAUUUCAGCUUAAUGAGAUACCAUGCACGCACGCCAUUGUUGUUUUGAAAAGAAAACAUGUAAAGAAAAUGAAGCCAUACUGCUCAGAUUACUAUAAGAAGGAGGCAUUGAUGAAGACUUAUGAAAUGUCGCUUUGUCUAACGCCCGAUAAACGAGACUGGAAAGUAACACCAGAGGUGUUAGAAGAUAUGGUUUUGCCUCCAAAAUAUAAACGCCUACCAGGAAGACCCAAGAAAG